Messenger RNA from Ceutorhynchus assimilis (cabbage seed weevil), 2704 nucleotides. NCBI's taxonomy places the organism in Eukaryota, Metazoa, Arthropoda, Insecta, Coleoptera, Curculionidae. The record is from the annotation of a GenBank genome assembly.
UUGAAAGCUGCUCUACCAAUACUUAGUGCUUUCGGGCUGCUCGUUGGUGCAGUAUCUAUAACGCAUUUGCUCUGGUUUUUGUGCUAUUUGACAAUGACAUAUUCGGUGAUUGUUUAAACAAUUUUGUGUGUUGUGAUUUUGGACGGAUGGACUCAUCACCUGUAUUACCUAGUUGUAUUGAUCAAUUAACUCUAUUAUGUGAUUAGUUCUUUUUGUGAUCUCCUUUUUGAACUUUAUACCUAGGAAUUGCAAUAUUUAGAUAAGGCUGCUUAUUAUUGGUACUACCCCAUUCUCAUCGUCCACUGAAAAAAAAAAUAACAAAAAAGAAAAACUAUGAGAAUCCAAUAGUUUUUCUCUGACUCAAGCGUGCUGGUUUGUCGUGUAUAUUCACAAGUUUUCGGGUGUGUAAGUGUUCGUGAAUAAAACUGGUACCCCAUGAUUAUGGAGAUGACCAACGAGUACGCGGUAGGGAAGUGGUACGAAAGUCCUAGGACUGGUACUUCGGCCAGCCCCGCGCACCAGGGAAGUUUAGAAAGUUCGGGCAAUUCGUCGGACAUUAAUUCGAGUGUUGCCGAACACAUGGGAGCUUUCUUCCUGGAUCCGAGUGGAUCGCAACGGGCGAGGUACUAUCACCAAAGUAUGCAUGCACCGUAUGGAAGUGUGGCCAGUCAUGCAUCACGGAUGUCAUCGAGCCAGGUUUGCAGGCCGCAUUUCCAUCCACCUUUACAUCCGUGGUUAUCGGAUGCGUCAGCCAAACCCUUAGGUCACUCAGGCCCUUGGGUACCUUUCGGAGGAGGUGCUGGGGAUCCGGAUAAGAGCCAGAGCCCUAAUACAGCACCUGCUCAACCUCAUAACAUUUUUUCCUUUCCACCUACACCGCCCAAGGAUUCUACACCUGAUUCGGUAGCGCCAAGCGCAGGUUCGGAGUACCAAAGUGCCGUAGCUGCCGCCAUGGGAGCUUUCAUGCACGAAAAUCCCCAGAGUUGUGCCCUCGAUGUGAAACCUUCUGGAGUGAGUUCGAACGGCAAUGGAAGCAACAAACAACGUGAAGGUAGUGAAUUCGACGGGACCUCAGGUGGCAUGUUUAAUGGUAACUUUGAAAGCUCGUAUGGGGCUACGCCGUAUGGCCACGGUAUUCACGCGGGGGGCUACUCGCCCCAAAGCAAGGGUGGUUUGGGGGGCUCGGCGACAGGCCAAGUUCAGUCGCCCAAUAAGCCUAGGAAUAAGUCGAGGACGAGCGCCGAGGGACGAGAAUGUGUAAAUUGUGGUGCCACAAGUACGCCGUUGUGGAGACGUGACGGUACCGGACACUAUCUGUGUAACGCAUGUGGAUUGUAUUAUAAAAUGAAUGGACAAAAUAGGCCUUUAAUUAAACCAAAGAGAAGACUGAGUUUACAAAGCGCAGCAAGACGAGCGGGGACGAGUUGUGCGAAUUGUAAAACAACCACUACGACGCUAUGGCGGCGAAACCAAAACGGCGAACCAGUAUGUAAUGCAUGCGGGUUAUACUACAAAUUGCACAAUGUGAACCGACCGCUUACGAUGAAAAAAGAAGGUAUCCAAACUCGAAAUCGCAAGCUGUCUUCGAAAAGUAAAAAGAAAAAAUCUGGGGCAGCUUGUCUAUCGUUAGGAGGAAUGAUGGGAGAUAUGAUGAAACCUUUGGACUCAAAAGGUGGUUUUGGUCAAUUCAACUCAAUGGGCGGCGGUCAUCCUCACUUAAACGCAGCCCUUCAUCCUCACCACGCAAUGAGCCAUUGGUACCAAAAUAGUACGCAUCCUCACGGGUUCGUGAGCGGCCCACCACCUCCAGCACCACCGCCGACGGCUUCCUACCAUCACCAUAUGAGUUCCUUGAGUGCGGCUGGUUUAGGACUAACGUCGAAUGGAAUGGGUGGCUGGAGAUCGGAGUACACGUGAUAAGGCAAUGCAGACUUCUCAAAAGACAUUUUUGUAUAUAUAUAGAUUAAGCUUUUGAACAAACCUUAACGGCAAAAAUCUUAUUUCGGCGCGUUUCGGUAUAAUUCAAGGUGAUCAACACAAAUUUGGUCAUGACCUUUCUUGUGCAUGUAAAUUUUGUAUAAUUCGAUGUACAUAAAAUAAAAUAAUCGAAACCCCUUUUUCAAAGUGAAUUUUUGACCAGGUUUAAAUAUAAUUAAGUACAAAAUAAUGUUUCUUUUAGGGAAAUUUUUACUUGUGUAAAUAAAUAAUAAUAUUUAAACAUAAAAACAUAUGUGCAAUCUUGAGUUAUUGUCAGAUUUAAUAGUUAUUUAUUUUAUAAAAGACUGCUGUAAGGGAACGAACAAGCAAUUAAUGGAAAAAUAGAUUUUUUUUGUCCAAGAUAGGAUACAUUAUAUUAUUAUAAAAUAGAAUUUGAAAAAAUUAGCAAUAUAAUAACUUGACAAAAAAAUCUAUUUUUUUAGGUCUAAACUGCUAGUCUUUAUUUUUCCUUUCUCUAAAUGGUACCUAUAAAAAUUAGUUCAAUAUUUUUGGUUCUUUGAUUUUCUGGAAUUUAAAAUAAUUUAGUAGACUGAUUUUCCGAUAUAUUAGCAAAAAACACUUUCAAAAUGUUGAACUACAAUUUUAAUACAGAAAAAGACGUACUGUUUGUUUCUUAAUUUAUUUAUAUAAAAUAGUCGAUUUAUAAUCGAUUUACACCUAAAAUUAUAAUGAUUAAGAUUAGAUAAUUCGAAAAUUAAAUGGUGUA